GCACUCUCCACUCUCCACUCUCCGCUCUCCAUUUCUAUCACCUUCUUUUUCUUCACUCCAAAAGCUAACACUCUCUUUCUGCAAGCUUCACUUUGCAGAUGGGUUCUCGAACCGGGUCACACCAGCUGAGCAACGGCUUAAUAGUCUCGGGCCGACCUGAGCAGCACAAGGAACGACAACCCACAGUUGCAUCUCGUGCCGUUCCUUACACUGGCGGCGACGUCAAGAAGUCCGGCGAGCUUGGAAAAAUGUACGGUAUCGAUUUCUCAAGUAGUGGGGAGCAUCUUCCAAGACCAUCAUCUUCUAGACAGCACAGUAACAGUGGAUCAGUCAGAUCCGGGCCGAAUUCGGGUCAAAUCGGCCCAAUUCCCAAGAAAUCAUCUUCGUCUAAUUCCGGUCCGAUGACUCCAAUUCAACCAACCGGUCUAAUUACCUCCGGUCCAUUGAGUUCCACCACCGGUCGACGGUCCGGUCAGCUCGAACCGGCUGGUUCGUUUAAAAAAGUUGUCUACGGUUCGGCUGUGACCGGUUUGAGUGAUGAUAUAAAGAUGGGUUUCAAGGUUUCUAGAGUGGUAAUGUGGGUUUUACUUGGGGUGCUGUUAAUGGCUUUAAUGGCAGGUGCUUUUGUAAUGGUAGCGGUUAAAAAAUGGGUAAUUUUGGCGGGUGUUGGUGGAGUUUUAGUUCCAAUUAUGGUGAUUUUACUGUGGAAUUAUGCGUAUAAGGAACGAGGCUUGGUGGGGUUUCUAAGAAGAUAUCCUGAUGCUGAGCUUAGAGGUGCUGUUGAUGGACAGUAUGUGAAGGUUACUGGGGUUGUCACCUGCGGCAGUAUCCCUCUUGAAACUUCUUUUCAGCGGAUACCAAGAUGUGUAUAUGCUUCUACAGAAUUGCACGAAUAUAAAGGUUGGGUUGGAAAAUCUGCACAUCCUAGACACCGUUGCUUUUCUUGGGGACGCAGGCAUUCAGAGAAAUAUGUUGGUGAUUUCUAUAUAUCAGACUUCCAGUCUGGAUUAAGAGCGCUGGUUAAGGCAGGCUAUGGAGCAAAGGUGGCCCCAUUUGUAAAACCGACUACAGUUGUUGAUAUAACAGGGAGUAACAGGGAGUUGUCUCCCAACUUCCUAAGAUGGCUUGCUGAUCGGAGCCUCUCCAGUGAUGAACGUGUAAUGCGGCUGAAAGAAGGUUAUAUCAAAGAAGGGAGCACCGUAAGUGUCAUGGGCGUUGUAAGGCGCCAAGACAACUUGCUAAUGAUUGUUCCACCAGCUGAGCCUAUUUCAACAGGCUGUCAAUGGACCUGUUGUCUUCUUCCAACGUACGUAGAAGGUCUCAUCUUGACCUGUGACGAUACUCAGAACGCCGAUGUAAUUCCUGUAUAGGUAUACUACUAAUUGUGACUACUUCUACGAGAUAUGACAAAAAAGUGCAACCGAUGGCAAUCACGAGGCUAGCGAAGUUGCGCCUUGUUUGGUUCCUAUGCAAAUAUGUAAGUGUAUGUAAGAUUGCAUAGCAGAAUAGAAACAGGCAAAACUGUUUUCUUGAUGUCUCUGAAAUUGGUUGUCCUAUGUAUUUCGAUGUUAUUAUAGCACAGUUCCUAAAGGGAAGAGAAGAAAAAAGGGCCUUCCUCCCUUGAGCAGCUAAGCUUGUAGUAUGGUGUAAGAUUGCAUAUCUAGUUUGUUUUUAGCUGCAUUAUGUAUAUUACCUGUUAUGUUUAUAUAUAUGUUCAUAGCUUGCUUUAUCGUUUCA
Lycium ferocissimum is the source of this 1737-nucleotide messenger RNA. RefSeq lists its product as uncharacterized. The transcript is spliced from 4 exons. The record is from RefSeq and is a predicted model, not a curated record. The coding region runs from base 99 to 1370 and encodes 423 amino acids. Lineage: Eukaryota; Viridiplantae; Streptophyta; Magnoliopsida; Solanales; Solanaceae.